This is a messenger RNA of Ruditapes philippinarum (Manila clam), 598 nucleotides long. Its product is annotated as large ribosomal subunit protein eL28-like. The coding region runs from base 146 to 559 and encodes 137 amino acids. Gene Ontology annotation, biological process: translation. NCBI's taxonomy places the organism in Eukaryota, Metazoa, Mollusca, Bivalvia, Venerida, Veneridae. The transcript is spliced from 5 exons. Gene Ontology annotation, molecular function: structural constituent of ribosome. The record is from RefSeq and is a predicted model, not a curated record. Gene Ontology annotation, cellular component: ribosome; cytosolic large ribosomal subunit.
AUUGACUGAAUAUAGUUCUCUUUUUUCUUAUGAAUAUACAACCGAUAAUUUUUUACCAAAAUUCGUUUUACUUUCGUCUUAUUUACUUCACCGGAAACGAACUAAUUUCUGCCUUUUAACUCCGCGUAAGAAACAAGACUUGAAAAUGUGUGCGUCACCAGACUUGUUGUGGGGCAUCAUUAGAAACAAUUCCAGUUUCCUUCUUAAAGGCAGUGGACAGACCUACAGUCGGGAGGCCAAUAAUUUGAGAGCCCGUAAUUCAUUCAGAUACAAUGGAUUAAUCAACCGUAAAACUAUUGGUGUUGAACCAGCUAAAGAUGGCAAGGGAGUGGUUCUCGUAACAAAGAAAGGCGGAGUUAUGGGAAGACCUGGCAAAGCUUUCAACCGUAUUGAGUUGAAGAAGGGUGGACGUAAAACAUUGACAACCAUCAGAAACUCCGUCAGGAAGGGCCGCUACAGGAAAGAUCUUAAGAUGGCUGCAGUACGACGAGCCAGCGCCAUCCUCAAGAGUCAAAAGCCCGUUGCUGUCAGAAAAACUGUCCGUAAAAGGAAAGAUUAAUGUACAUAAACAUUACAAAAUAAAAUAAUGACAAAGAAA